This is a messenger RNA of Emiliania huxleyi CCMP1516, 2807 nucleotides long. RefSeq lists its product as hypothetical. NCBI's taxonomy places the organism in Eukaryota, Haptophyta, Isochrysidales, Noelaerhabdaceae. Gene Ontology annotation, biological process: protein localization to phagophore assembly site; autophagy of mitochondrion. Gene Ontology annotation, cellular component: autophagosome; phagophore assembly site. Bases 19 to 2457 code for a protein of 812 amino acids. The record is from RefSeq and is a predicted model, not a curated record. The transcript has 18 exons.
CGCCGUUGCAAACUCUCGAUGACCGAGCACAAUGAGCGCCUUCUUUUGGAGAUGGAGAUGAACCCCGCGCUCCUCCAGGGCUCUCACCGCGAGCAGUGGGAAGCGAUCUCCGACCUCGACUCCUUCUUCAAGCGGGUGUACAAUUACUUUGACGAGCGCGGCCUCCGGUGCAUCCUAGCAGGCCGGCUGAUCAGCCUGGGGAUGCUCGCCUUCACCAUCGCCCUGUCCGCCUACCUGGCGGAGGCCGUCAACUGGGACGGGCUCGUCAACGAGUGCGUCGACGAGAGCACGUGCGCCGGCGUCAAGCUGCUGCGGGAUGACUCCUUCCGCUCGCCCUCGCCCUUCCUCGUGCUGUUCCUGCUCGUCUUCUCGGUGUACUGGCUGUGGAUGCUGCUCCACUUCUUCUGGGACCUGCGCGCCCUCCUCGAGAUCCGCUCCUUUUACCGCCACAAGCUCAACAUCGACGACUCGGAACUGCUCGUCGUCAGCUGGGACACGGUGGUCCAGCGGGUGGUCGAGCUGCAGGCGACGGCGCGGCUGUGUAUCGUCAAGGACCAGCUGACUGCGCACGACAUUGCGAACCGCAUCCUCAGGAAGGAGAACUUCAUGGUGGCCCUCGUCAACCAGAAGCUGCUGCCCAUCGAGCCGCUGCCGGGCUUGCGCCUGUCGGUGAUGACCAAGACGCUCGAGUGGGCGCUCGAGGUUUGCCUUCUCGACGCGAUGUUUGACGGGUCAGGCUUCCGGAUCAGACCCUCCUUCACGCAGGACGUGCGAGGGCUGCAGCGGCGGCUCUUCGCGUGCGGCGCGCUGACGCUGCUACUCUCGCCCUUCAUCGCCGCAUUCAUGCUGCUCUUCUUGUUCCUCAAGCAUGCGGAGGAGUUCCACCGCCGCCCCGCCGCCUCCGCUUUCUCGCGCGACUACUCCCUGCACGCGCGCUGGUGCAUGCGCGAGUUCAACGAGCUGCCACACCUCUUCGAGGCGCGGGUCCUCGCCUCGGCGGCAGACGCGAGCGCCUACGUGCGCCAGUUCCCCACGCCGCUGCUCACGCUGGUCGCCCGUUUCGUCACUUUCAUCGUCGGCUCGCUCGCCGCAGUGCUGAUCGGGCUCUCUCUCAUCAACGAGUCCGUCCUCGUCUUCUACCGCAUCUCGCCCGACGCGCUCUUCGGCGAGGCUGCGGCGCCGCGCCAGGGAUUCAACCUGCUGUGGUGGCUCGCCGUCUCCUCCACCAUCCUCGCCAUCUCGCGCGCUUUCUCCGACCCUCCCAACGCGCCCCUCCACCCCGAGGCCUUGCUGCAGUCCGUCGCGCGUCACACGCACUAUCGGCCUGCGAGGUGGCGGGGCAAGGGGCACACGCGAGCCGUCUACGACGAGUUUGUCUGCCUGUACCAGUACCGCGUCUGGCUGCUGCUCCAGGAGAUCCUCGGCUGCCUCACCGCGCCGCUCGUCCUCUGCCUCGCCCUCCCCGCGCGCGCGGAGGAGCUGCUCGAGUUUGUGCGCGCCUUCACCGUCCAUGUCGACGGCGUGGGACACGUCUGCGGAUUCGCGCUGUUUGACUUCGAGCGGCACGGCGACACGCGCUACGGCGCCCCCGUCGCGGGCGCGCCCGCGCACCGCUCGCGCGACGGCAAGAUGGAGAAGUCCUACCUCAACUUCAAGCUGCACCACCCGUCGUGGCGGCGCGACGCGGGCGAAGUGCUCAUCGACCGUAUCGCGGGCCCCGGCAGUGUCGCUGCGGUGCAGCAGCUGGCGGCAGCAGCGGCAAGCAGCUCGCCCGACCAGCUCGCAGCGGCGCAGCUCGCCGCCGCCCAACUCGCCGCCGCCGCCGGCUCGUACACGCGCGACCUCGCCUCGCCGCUUGCGGACGGCGACGAGCCCCCCUCGCAGCGGCGCGCGGCGGCGGGCGGGGCAGCUGGUGCGGAGGUUGGCGCCGCCACUGACUACCAGCCGAUGGGCCAGAGCCUGCCGGCGCUCGAGCCGGGGGUGGGGACCGCGGCCUCGGCCGCUUUCAUGCGAUCGUCCCUCGGCGCGAGCGGCUUGAUGCUGCUCGCGCGCUCGUCGGUGCAUGCCGAUGCGGGCGGGCGGAGUGGCGCCGCAGCAGGCGGGUUCGCUCUCGGCGCGUCGUUUCCGGGCGUGCCAGCUGGCGCCGUCUCGAGCGAGCUGCAGUCGGAGCAGCUGACGUCAGACAUGAUGGGCCUACUCGACCAGCAUUUCGUCGCCCACUCGUGCGGCGGCGGUGCGCGCGGUGGCGGCGGCGGUGCGCCGGCGCCGUUCCGCGCAGAGGAGCAGCCGCUGCAGCCGCCGCCUCCGGCUCAGGAGCUCGAGCUGAGCAGCAGCCACAACGUGAGAGGCGGCGCCGCCGGCGCCGAGGCGGGCCUUCCCGUGGCGGCGCCCUCGGAGCAGACCUCUCCGUCGAGCUCUUCGCCCGACUUGGCGUCGCAAGCGGACCACCAGGUCUGACAAAUGGCUGCCGCACUCCGGUCCGUGGACGCUGCAAAACGCCGUGCGGGCUCUGUUUGGAGCUUGCCCGGCGCGGGGACCCCCUCGUCCACAGUCUCUUCCACAUUCUCUUCCGCAUUCUUCCGCUCGAGGGGAGGGGGCUGCAUCCUCGCGGUCGUAUCGUCGCGCAGGCAUCGCCACACCUCUACAAUCCCCCCCCCCCCCCCCCCCACACACGUAAGCCCCUGCGCGCUCUGUAUAUGCCCCAGCCGCUUCGCCCGCCACACGGGCGCGAGGUUUUGCCCCGGUGCCACUGUCCGGGCGUCUCUUUUGCAAGUUUUAGCUCUGGUCGAGAAAGAAGGACACGAGGG